UUGCCUUUCGUCGUUUUGAGGUUUAUGCCGGAUUCUUACCGGUAAAAUUUUUUUUACUGAGAUCUUAAAAUUCAAAAUGUAUUCAUUAUAAAAACUUUGUUCAAACAAUAAACAACAAAACUAUAGUGAAAAAAAACUAUUAAAAAAAAUUAAAAAAAAGAAAAACUUUUGCAAACAACGUGUAUUUUUCAUAAAGCAAUUGCAUAAAAAAUAUUUCAACAAAUACAAAAAAAAAAUUAAAAGGCUUUUACAAAUUUCAACAGCGUGUUUAUAAAAGUUUAAUUGACACAAUAAAUUGAAAAUAAACAAAAAAAUAAACUUCAUUAAGGACAAUUACAGCGAGAGCGUGUUUUAGAAGAAAAAACUCCAGCAUCAUUUGUUUGUCACGAUUUACAAACUGCAUACGCAAAUUGCGUCAUGUCCGCAACUUCGACUAGUACAGCACCACUUCAUCAUCAGCAGACUCAAAAGACUAGCAAUCCUAAACUACAACAAACAACCUACAAUAAUCAGCAACAACAACAACAUCCCGACAUAACAAAGGAAGAAUUCGAACGCAUAUCGGAAGCUCUUAAAAAAGAGGAAUUUCGUAAAUUAUUCCUUGAUUAUAUCGAAGAAAUCCAAGAUCCUGAAAAUCGUAAACGUUAUGAAGAGGAAAUCAAACAAAUUGAAGCUGAACGUGGUGUUGAUGUAGUCUUCAUACAUCCUGAACCGGGAUUUGUUAUUAAAACUUCACAGGAUGGCAGUCAAAAAUGUUUUAUCAAUUGUGCGAAGAGUGAACAUGUAGCUAAGCCAACAAAUCAAAUAUGUUUGGACCCUAAGACGGGUACUCGUGGCCUCAGCUGGUCUAUACCGAUGGCUCAGGCACCACCACGUGAUGAUUUGGAUAAUAAUAAGAAACGUUGCCGGGUCUAUGAUGUUGUCUUCCAUCCGGAUGCUUUGUAUUUGGCCGAACGUAAUACAUCAUUUCAUAAGUGCCUUGUCGAUACAGCGCUGGAUGCUGUGGAGAGAGAAUAUAAGGUCACCCUAGAUCGUAUUAACAUCAAAUUUCCUAAACUACAAUUCAAGGGUAUUGCCCGACCAACUGUGAUACGUAAAUUGGCUAAAGAUCCACCGGCUGAAUGUGAAGAACCACAUCCGCUGGAGAAUAUCUAUCCAGCUAAACCCUCAGAUAAUGCUGGUAUACCCAAAGUGCUGCCUAUGAAAACCAUCGACUGUAGCAAAACAGCGACAGCAGCAACAAAGCAAUCAUCUGAUUAUUGCACCCCAAAGUACACAAUAAAACAUCGUCAUGAUGUUGAUCUCACUGAAUAUACACAUGAAUUAGAUGCUAAAUUACAUGUCUCUACACCGCGUGAACUAGUUGUAGACAUUGAAUUGCCCCUCUUGAAUUCAAGCAACGAAUGCCAAUUGGAUGUUACUGAGAAGACGGUGUUCUUGCUGAGCGAACGUGCGGGCGCUAGAUAUCGUUUGAACAUUGAUUUACCUUUUAAGGUGAACGAUAAAGAGGGUUCGGCUAAAUUUGAUGUGGACACGAGACAUUUAGUUAUAACACUGCCCGUUAUACGAGCAAGUAUAGAAAAGCAAAGGCGUAUGCAUGAGAGCCUGCUACAUUUAAGUCGUGAAGAUAGUGGUGUCGAAAGUGAUAUGCGUGAUGAAUUGUUAUCGAGUAAUAGUGAAUCGCCAGUAGAGGAAAUAAUUUCAACAACCAUGGAACAAAUCUUAAACAAGGCUAGUGAAGACAUCAAUCCUAUACAAGAGGCUUAUGAUACAAAAUCGGAAGACUUUUUACAAUCCAAUAUUGAUUAUCAAUUACCUGCCAAAUUCGAUUGUAAUGUUUUGGACAAUACCAUGUCUUAUGUAUUGCAUGUACGUAAUGUACAGGAAGACUCCUUACAAAUAAAACGUGCUGAUAAUGAAUUGCAUUUAAAAUUCAUUUCCCUGGGCAGCGGUUAUUAUCCCACACAUUAUUCGUUUUACAUACAACUUCCUAACCAGGAAAAAGAGGCUAAGAUACUACAAGCCGAUGCUGAGGCAUGGGAAAAUAAUGUGGUUUUAAAUGUACACUUGAACACAAGUGCCGAAAGUGUUUCUAGCUAUCUAGCUGGUUUAGAUAGUGAUCAUUUGCAAGAGCAUGUAUUGCAGCAAAAGUUAAAAGUGGCCCACAAGUCGAGACAACGACAAAAGGAACAACAGCCCUCUUUAGACAUAUCCAUAGAACGUUCGGAAUGUGAGAAAACUGUGGAAAUUGAAAUAAAAUCUAGACCGGGUGAAAUGUCUACCUGUAAUGCCAAUACUACAGAGGAUGAAGAAGAUGCCAAUGCAAAUGGUUCGGGAGAGGCAUCUGCCUCCAAUCAGACGAACCAAAAGAAAGUUAAUAAAAAACAAAAACGUAAAAAUAAAAAACGUCGUUCUCUUUCUGAGUCCGCUUGUGAUGAUAUUAAAGCAUAUCAACAACAGCAGCAACAGUUGCAACAAAAUUCCAUACCAACUGCAGUGCCCGAAGUUAAUGAAACAGAGCGCGAUGAAAAUGCAGAAGAUGCCGAUGAUGAUGAAGAAGAUUCUUCGCCCGAACGUACAGAGAAAACCGCAAAAUCUAUGCAUGCUACUUCACUAUCCAUGAAUGUUCCCUUGGCUAGUUCAAACGACAACUCCGGUUUGACCCAGCAACGUAAACAUCGUAGCUUCUCUGAAUCUCGUGAUAGCGCUGUUAGUUUUAGUGCUGGUAGUUCGUCGUACAAGGGCAUUUUAAAGCAUUACAGUCGUUAUGAACCCAGACCUUCAAUAUCUGAUUCCUGCGAUUCCAUCGAUGAAUAUUCAUCAUCUGCCUAUUCGACUUCUGUUGAUGGCAUGACUAGUGCUUUUAAUUCUUUGCGUUUUUCACAAUCAUUUAGUGAUAUUCCGGAGGAAAAUGUUGUUGGUCUUUCGGAAAGUUGCAAGAAGACUGUACGUUUUAGUGAAGUCAUUAAGAAGCAGGUGUUUAGAUUAGACUCGAGCAUCUUGGGACAACGUAAAAAGAAUCAAAAACGUCGUGAUCGCAAACAAAGAGCUUUGCAAAGACGUCUCAGUGAAGGAGAUUCAGCUGACUAUGAAGAUAAUAAGCCCAUGGCCCCAUUGCCAGCCUCAACACCCAAUGCUCAAUAUUUAAAAUCGAAAAAUAAUCAACAAAAUGUGGCCAACAAUUGUAAAAAUGUUAAUAACAAUAAACAUAAUAAAACAGCUGAUAAGAAAUCGAAUAAAUUACGUGCCAGAUUAGAAUCAGAAUCAUCAUCAGAUGUAGAUAAUCAUAAAAACUCUAUGAUGUUUGAAAUGGAUAUGUAAAAGCAACAAUCACAACAACAGCAACAUUCUUAAUAUUAAAAAUCAAUCAUACAUAAAAAUACCACCCACCACCACCAACAGCAUAAAUUCAAAAAAAAAAAAAAAUCAUCACAAAAAACACACAUAUUUUUUCAUAAAAUUCAUAUUAUAUCAAGUAAUUGUUUUAUAGAUGAUAAAUAUGUAUUAAUUAAAUGUAAUUUUUAAUUGUUAUAGUGUAGUAGGGUUAUAGAAUGUAGUUUUCUAGUAACAUUCGAUUCGUAAAUGCGAAAAAUUAAAAUAAUGCCUUAAAAAAAACAAAACUGUUCAUACAUAUGGAUUAAUUAAAAGCAUGCUUU
Lucilia sericata (common green bottle fly) is the source of this 3656-nucleotide messenger RNA. RefSeq names its product protein kintoun (gene Nop17l). The record is from RefSeq and is a predicted model, not a curated record. Gene Ontology annotation, cellular component: cytoplasm. Gene Ontology annotation, biological process: axonemal dynein complex assembly. The transcript is spliced from 6 exons. The coding region runs from base 418 to 3321 and encodes 967 amino acids. NCBI's taxonomy places the organism in Eukaryota, Metazoa, Arthropoda, Insecta, Diptera, Calliphoridae.